Molecule: messenger RNA, 2414 nt
Organism: Cimex lectularius (bed bug)
Lineage: Eukaryota; Metazoa; Arthropoda; Insecta; Hemiptera; Cimicidae
Exons: 7
Coding region: 629-1822 (397 amino acids)
Source: RefSeq, a predicted model, not a curated record
AUUGUCACUUUGAAAAAGUUCAAUUUGAUCCUCAUUGUGUUCAACAUUUCAAUUGUGAUUUAAAAACAAAUCAAUUAAAUUUGGAAAAGGUUCAUUUUAGUCUGAAAAAAUUCAAUGUGGUCUGGAAAUUAAUUUAAAAUAAUUACGAAUUCAAUUCCUCAAUCAGCAUAGUGUUGAACAGAAAAAUAUAUUUUAAAAGUAAUGCAAAAUUGGCCUCAUUGCCUGAGCAAAACUUCUUUUUACUAAAAUACAUGAAGCAUGACUGGGAGCAAAACUAGCUAAAACAGUUUCAUUUUGCCAUCUUCUGCAAUCAGUCUUCUUGUUAUUUUGACAACUGUUUCUUUUUAUAAGUUUAUUAUUUUAUAAAGUUGACUAAAUAAAACACAGACCAACCACUGAAUAUGGCAAAAUGCUGAAAUGGAACAGGCAAAACCAAGGAGAAUGCACCACAAACUGCAGGUUCAUCAUCUCUCAGACUUCAACACAAUAUUUCACAAAUGUGUAAUUAUUUUAAAAGUAUGAUAUAUGGUGUAAGUACAAUUUGAUAAGCAAGCAUAGGGCAAACCAUUCAAAGUUUCAACUUAAAAGCAAAAAUUAACACAAUAAUCAAAUCAACAGCAGUCCUGUAAUGGUGUGGCAGGUGCUUGCACUUUUUGUGCUAUCAUUAAUACCAUGGCCUGGGCCUACAAUUUUCAAAAUAUCAUGCCCUCGUGACAGUGCCACAGUUGUUAGAAGAAUUAUUCAAAAGAAAUGGACACCUGUACUAGAGAGGUAUCAGGUGAAGAUACCCGUCGAGUGUCCUUUCCAUCCUUCAAGGGAUAUUUUCUGGCCACAACAGAUGGCCAAGCAGCAGCACAGGCCUUCACAAUGGACUUGUGGCCUGUGUGGGAAGUCGUUCUAUUCAGAGGCCUACUUGGACAUCCACUUUGACAACAGGCACAAAAAUAUAGUCAACAUGGCCGAGGAUGCUGUUUGCCUGGCUGAUUAUUGUGAUAUUAUGAGAUGUGACAUAAUUAGAAAACACAUAAUGAGUGAACCGAUCCCAGGAGAAGGGAUGCACGUAAACACAGACAUUGAAAUCUGGAGGGAGGCGACUUCAUACCACACUGCCCUGUCCCCUGCUGGGCCGAGAGACCUAGCGAGGGUCACACCAUACAACGCAGCCUUCAGACAGUCAUCACCCAACGGUAACCCAACCAAUGGUGCUAGUGAGAGAAGCUGUAUGCGCUCUGAAAACCCACAGGGCGAUAGUGAUUUUAACAACAGCUCUGAUCCCUGUGAUAGCCUCGUAGACUCUGCUGUCCCUCCAAACAAACAUAGAGUGUCAGAAUUGCAGAGGCUAAAAGCCAAUUGUAAACCUGAGAUCCUACACAAACUAAAAACAAGAUGUGAAAUCCUAGUUAGAGAUUGCAUAGCAGGUCUUUUGGUAAAUCUUUCGACCCAGGAUUUCAAAGAUAUUGAGAAUGAAUUGAAUCAGGCUGUUUGUUGGUACCUUACCUGUGAUCGAUACUGGGAAGACUCUCCUGUUGAGAUGAGGCCAUUCCCAUGGGGGCUACUAUUUGUCCUUGUAAUGGCCUUAUCUCUUUUCAUCUGUCUUUGCUACUACAUAAUAUGGGUUCUUUUUGAUUCUGAUGAUACAAGCAUUGCUAGUACAAGCGUCACUGCAAGUUCAUCUCCAGCAAGACACUCUCACUACUCAGAGGAAUAUUACCCUGUGGCUGAUGACCUCAGCCAAAAUGAGCAUUAUAUUUAUGUCACUUACCCACCAGAUCUCAAAAGGCGACUUCUAGAAAGCUGCUACAACAGAACCACUAGGCUGUGACAAGGAUAUAUUACACCGUUUAUAGGUAAUUCCUAAAAAAUGUGUGCUAAAUUUUACAUCAUUUAAGGGGUCAAACAAAUACAAUUUUCAAAAUACUUAUUUACUUCUACUCUUCUUAUCAAAUACAUUAAAAGAGAAAAAAAAGUAUGCUGUUUUUCACUGUAUUAUUUGAGAUUUUUUGUUUUGUUUUUGUGUAUUGUUUGGCAAAAUCAUUUGGGAUUCAACACAGAAAAAAACGAAAAUUGAAAAGUACAGAAGCAAUUUGUAGCUGUGUUCAUGUUGAGUCAUUCUUAAUAUUUAGCUCCAUUUUUUAAAUUAGAAAGGAAUUUAGUUAAAUUAAAUUGUAAUUAGAAUGAGAAUUAAACUUAUAUAAGAGUAAAAAAAUCCAAAAGUUAUACACUGCAGUUAAAAAGUCUUACAGAAAAUACAAAUUUUUAAAAACAUUGAUACAUUUUAAAAUUAAAAUUGUCCAUGCACAACUGAAAAUGUGAAUUGUUAAAAAUAAUUUAUUUAAAUUAAAACUUUUUGAAUAAGAUAUUUGAUUUAUCUGCAAUAUGAAAAGAAACAUUAUGCAUUAGAAUAUUAUUAUUCA